AUGUUCAAAAAUCAGUAUCAGGGUGGUGCAUUUGUUGAAAUAUUCAGUGCUCAAGGCAAGAACCCAGGAGCAAAAUGGAAGAUUCUUGGCAAUCCAGCAGCGAUCCGGAAAGAAUAUGAUAAAGAAGUGAAAGGCUUUGCUUUUGUACUUGAAGGAAGCAGUCAAAUCAACAAAAUGCAGCUACCAAAAGAAACUCGACAAACUUUGGGACUGAUCCAGCAAUUUCUGACACUUCAGAUUUUUGUGCCAGUGGGACAAGACUUCUCUACUGAGUUACUGAUAACUGAUUUAGGAAAUAUUAAAAGAAGAUUGUAUUUAUCAACAGUCCACAGGGAGUUGUCUGUGACCACCCUGCAUGCAAAAAUUCCUCUGUUUACGCUCAAGCGCAAAAUUUGGUGCAACAUGUGUAUUGACUUGGUAGCAUUCACCAGUGAAAUAUUCAGAGGAGCUGUCUUCCAGUCAUUGGAUGGAAUCACUGUUUCAGCCAACUGCAAACUGAGAAAGAUCUUCACUUUAAAAUCCAAGCCUCAAGAAGCUGAGGAAGAUGAUAUAUGUGGUGUUCCACUUAUGCCAUAUGAACCCACAGCUGUUAUUCCUCAAACCUGCCAGCUUCAUACAGAUGUGCCACAAGUUACACACUUGCUGAACCUGACUAAAAUUUACAACCCAGAAAUAAAAUGUGGGAGAAGCCCAGUAACAGUGCAAGAAACAGGUAGCUUGAUGAAUAGAGGACAAGGCAACGCACGCAGCAGUAAAACUCAGCAUGUAUCACAUAUUGCAUUUGGAUCAAAGAUCCUGGGGCCACCUCCAUCUUCAAACAGAAGAGGCAGAACGAGGGUAUCUGGAGAGGUAACAAAGACCCAGGGGAGCAAAAAUAAUAAUAGACCAUGCCAACUUCUAAGUUCAGGAAAGGGAACCGAAUCUGUGCCAGACACUGAGAAACUGGAGCUGUCAUCCUCACUGUGCAGUGAUUCUUCAGAUCAAGGGGGCAAAAGAAAUACUCACCAAACAACUGAAGAUUUAUGUCAAAAUGACCCUGCAAUUCAGACUCAGAAAAACUCUGAGAGUGGAGGAGCAGAUUUCCAGCUUGCCUCACCACGAGGACCAUCAGCAGAAAAGAACAGUCAUAGAUUAUCUCCAACAACUGCAGACAGAAGCACAGGGGAGAUAACCAGUGAUGAAUGGGUGUUUCCAGAAAGUGUCACUGAGGGGAUUCAGCUGGAAAGGAGUGAACAGCUUGUACCUGCAGGAGGUUCAACCUGGCACAAUUUAACCUCACCAGAGAAUUCCUCUGUUGAAGAUAACAGCAAUAAAACAGGUGAUCACCAAGUGGAUGAUACAGAGAUUUUCACAUUUUCAUCAAGGCCUUGGUCAGCUCCUUGUGGGAAGUCUCCAAAUAUGUCACCAGAAUGUUGCAUUUCCCCUUUAAAGCAAGACAUUACUGGAGCACCUGGGGAAACUCAGACUGAAGGUAACUGUCAAGGAGCUGACAGCAAUGGAGAGGGCGACAACAAUGAAUUAAUUGAGGGUAUUGAGGACCUUGAGAUCAGCCUCAGCAGGGAAGGAAUGUCUGAUUCAGCAGCUUCUAAAGAGAUCCCAUUAAAGAGGAUGUCAUGGAGAAACGAAUACUGGAAGAAUAAGGAACACAGCAAACAUGACCUCGAAGAGACCAUCUUACCAAACCCCCGGAGUUCUACUGAGAGAAAAACAGCUUCUGCUGUCUCUCAGAGAAGCUUAAAGCUUACCCUUUCUCUUUCUCCAACUCGAAGUAAAUCUAAAUAUUUUAAAGUGACUCCAAAUGGAUCUGAAAAAACUGAAAGACAUGAAGGACUUUCUGGCCAAUUAAAAAGAUCCAUCAGCAAAAAGUCUCUGACGAAAAUCUCAAGAGAAAAUUCACGUCUGACAACACCGACUUGUGAGUAUGACUGGAAAAACUACCAGUCAAACAGAUUGAGUUCAUCUGAACUACAGAUGCUGGCUAGCAUGAAGAGACAAGAAAAUGAAGAAUUAAGGGAUACUGAGAUCUCACAUGGGCUGAGUGCAUCCCAGAUGGACAACUGCAACGUCAGCAUAAGUACCAGCAGUGAUGAUACAGCAACCUGGAGCUCUUGUUUCCCACCACCUGUCAGCCAGGAGCAUCACUAUCAGAAAGAAAUGAGCCCACCCUCACAUUCUAACCCAAGGGAUUGGUUGAAUGUCUUCAGCCCCCCCAUCAUUCCUGGAAGCCAACAACUGGGAGAACACACUGAAUCUUCAAAAAAUCAGAGUAUUCCAGGUGAAAAUGACCUCCAUGCUGAAGAAGAUGAGGAAGUUUUGACUCUUUUGUAUGAUCCAUGUCUGAACUGUUACUUUGAUCCAAAUUCUGGGAAGUACUAUGAACUGGCAUAG
Messenger RNA from Chaetura pelagica (chimney swift), 2388 nucleotides. It is a transcript of the gene CFAP20DC, whose product is annotated as chromosome unknown open reading frame, human C3orf67. NCBI's taxonomy places the organism in Eukaryota, Metazoa, Chordata, Aves, Apodiformes, Apodidae. The record is from RefSeq and is a predicted model, not a curated record. The transcript has 16 exons. The coding region runs from base 1 to 2388 and encodes 795 amino acids.